Dibothriocephalus latus is the source of this 318-nucleotide messenger RNA. NCBI's taxonomy places the organism in Eukaryota, Metazoa, Platyhelminthes, Cestoda, Diphyllobothriidea, Diphyllobothriidae. The record is from the annotation of a GenBank genome assembly.
GGAGGCAUCUUCACACCGGAUCAAGCCUUUGAUGUGAUCGUUCGGGAGCAGAUCAGCCGUCUGAAAGAACCAUCCUUCCGCUGUGUUGAUAUGCUUACCUCCUUCCCUCUGCUGCGCGAUGAACUUGAACGCCUAGCCAACCAGCGAAUUCGAGAGUUUGAAGUGAAGACCAAAUCACAGCUGAAUAUCCUUGUUGACUGCCAGUUGGCCUACAUGAAUACCAACCACGAGGACUUCAUUGGUUUCAACAGGCAAGUACUCUUAAAAACGCAUUUAAUCACACCCAAACCUCUACGGCGCUUUUAUGCAGGCGUUUAA